AAUAUUUCGGGCUCGAAUGUACCACCUUCAACAAAUUGAGUCUCACUCUCGCCUCAUCCCUCUCAUUCACUCACUCUCGCCUCUCUCUCCUCUCUAUCUCUUCACUCUCGCCUCACUCACCUGUCUCUUGAAGGAGUACGAAGGACGACGAGACGGUGGACGAACGACGUGGGAGGACGACGGAGGACGACGAACGACGACGGAGGACGGACGACAGCCUGCGACAGCGAAUCUGAGGUAAACCUGAAAUCGGAAAGUUUGGGUGUCUUUACAAUUGCCUCAAAAUGAUUCUAAAUGGGUGCUCCUUGGUUUCGGGGAGUGCAAUAAGCAACUCAAAGUCCUAUUACUCGGCUUCUACAAGCAUCCAUCGUUUGCCUAGCAAAGUUUCAUUUUCUGGCAUUAAGAUUUCAUGGGGACCUUAUCAAGAACUAAAAUUACGGUCUUCCAAAGAAAGUACUCUUCUGCAUCUUGCCGCUGCAUCAACAUCUCUUUUAAGUGGCGAACAAGGUAGCUUAUCGCAUACAAUACCCAUGCUACCUAGGCGGCAACGAUCUCUUAAAGCCCCAAGAGCAUCCAAGGAUGUCCCAUACAGUUUCCGAUACCCUGCAAUGACCAAGAAGCCAAGAUGGUGGUGGAGAACUCUAGCAUGCCUCCCAUAUUUAAUGCCACUCCAUGAGACAUGGAUGUAUGCUGAAACGGCAUAUCAUCUCCACCCAUUCUUGGAAGACUUCGAAUUCUUGACAUACCCAUUUUUGGGAGCUAUUGGGAGAUUACCAAGCUGGUUCUUAAUGGCAUAUUUCUUCGUGGCAUACCUUGGCGUGGUGAGGAAAAAGGAAUGGCCCCAUUUUUUUAGGUUUCAUGUGGUGAUGGGCAUGCUGUUGGAGAUUGCGUUGCAGGUUAUAGGGACUGUGAGCCGUUGGAUGCCACUUGCUGUUUACUGGGGUAAGAUUGGUAUGCAUUUUUGGACCGCUGUUGCAUUUGCUUACCUCUUCACAGUACUGGAGUGCAUGAGGUGUGCCCUAUCUGGGAUGUAUGCCGAUAUCCCAUUUGUGUGUGAUGCAGCAUAUAUUCAAAUACCAUAUGAUUAAGGAACAUGUAUGUGAUUCAGAUUUGGCUCUGCUUUUGGGAUUUGUUUUUUUUUGCUAUGCUAUUAUCUAUGACAUUUCUAUGCCUUUUGUAGUUCGGCCACUCCCAAGAGUUUUAUGAAUUUUCAGACUCUGUGUUUAAAUUUUCAGUCUGGUUAACAGCAAGGAUAACAAACUUCAAAA
Molecule: messenger RNA, 1268 nt
Organism: Camellia sinensis
Lineage: Eukaryota; Viridiplantae; Streptophyta; Magnoliopsida; Ericales; Theaceae
Gene: TIC20-I
Product: translocon at the inner envelope membrane of chloroplasts 20
Source: RefSeq, a predicted model, not a curated record